AUGCUCAAAUAUGCAAAUUUUAUUCAAGACCUUCUUAACACUCAUCAAGAAUUAGAAAAGAUGUCUAAAGUUGUUCUUAAUGAACAAUGUUUAGCGAUUGUAAUGGAAGGAAUACCACCUAAGAUGGGAGAUCCACAAUGUCUCACUUUUCCAUGUAAGUUUGGAAAUGCAACAAAGACAUAUGCUAUGGCAGAUUCUGGAGCUAGUAUCAAUAUGAUGCCGUAUUUUUUCGACCAAAAGCUUAACUUACCGAAAUUGAAGAGCACGAGAAUGGCGAUGAAUAUGGAAAAUCGAUCGGUUACUUAUCCUCGAGGCAUUGUAGAAUAUUUAUUGGUGAAAAUUGGAAAAUUUGUUUUUCCAAUUGAUUUUGUUGUUUCAGAUAUGAAAGAGGAUGAAGAUGUGCCUAUUAUUCUUGGACUUCCAUUACUCAAUACCACAAGAGCUUUAGUUGAUAUUUGCAAUUCGAAGCUUAGAUUACGAGUAGGAGAUGAAGAGAUAACAUUCGGGGUCAACAAAAAGAUCACACCUUCAAAAGCUAGUAACGAAGUCUUUUUAUGGACGAAGUAA
Lactuca sativa (garden lettuce) is the source of this 567-nucleotide messenger RNA. RefSeq lists its product as uncharacterized. Gene Ontology annotation, molecular function: aspartic-type endopeptidase activity. Lineage: Eukaryota; Viridiplantae; Streptophyta; Magnoliopsida; Asterales; Asteraceae. Gene Ontology annotation, biological process: proteolysis. The record is from RefSeq and is a predicted model, not a curated record.